Opisthocomus hoazin is the source of this 1960-nucleotide messenger RNA. The record is from RefSeq and is a predicted model, not a curated record. NCBI's taxonomy places the organism in Eukaryota, Metazoa, Chordata, Aves, Opisthocomiformes, Opisthocomidae.
AAAAAUUUGGCCCCUUUGCAGGGGAGAAGCGGAUGCCGCAGGAACUGGAUGAGAACACAGACUGCAGGCUUAUGUGGGAAGUUCGUGGGGGUAAAGGUGAGGUCCUUUAUAUCCUGGAUGCAAGCAAUCCACGCCAUUCUAAUUGGCUGCGCUUUGUCCAUGAGGCUCCGUCACAGGAACAGAAGAACCUGGCAGCCAUCCAGGAAGGGGAAAAUAUUUUCUAUCUGGCUGUGGAAGAUAUUGAAACAGACACAGAACUUCUAAUUGGGUACUUGGACAGUGACAUGGAAGAAGAGGAGGAAGAGGAAGAAGAAGUGACUGUUAUCCAGGAAGACGAGGACAGUGGCAACAACAAAGAAGUGCAACCAGCUAGUGAAAAAAAUGCAGAUCCCCUCACCUGCAAAGAGGACCAUGUAUGCCCAAACUGUGAAUCCAGUUUUGCCAGCCAGGAGAUUCUAGCUGAACAUCUUCAGACUUUGCACCAAAAACCCAGUGAGGAAAAGGAAUUUAAGUGCCGAAACUGUGGAAAGAAAUUCCCUGUUAAACAAGCUCUACAAAGACAUGUACUUCAGUGCACAGAGAAUAUCAGCCCAGGAGACUCUUCAAGAAGUUUUCAGUGCUCUGUUUGCAAUACUUCCUUCAGCUCAGAAUCGAGUUACGAACAGCACAAGGAGGCAUGCAGAGGGGAUGCCAGAUUCAUAUGCAAGGCAGAUAGCUGCGGGAAGAGGUUCAAGAGUAAGGAUGCCCUGAAAAAACAUAAAGAAAACGUUCACAGUGGAAAUUCUAGGAAGAAGCUGAUGUGUUCAGUGUGCAAUAAGAAAUGUUCCUCAGCAACAAAUCUCCAAGAGCAUCGAAAGGUCCAUGAGAUCUUUGAGUGUCAGGAAUGUGACAAGAAAUUUAUUUCAGCUAACCAGCUAAAACGCCAUAUGAUAACUCAUUCAGAACAGGUACAGCACAGACAGCAGCACUGCGAGCUUCCCCACAGUGUCUCGUCAAUAUGUCUCAACCCUGUUCUGGAGGAACCACCUGUUGAGACCCAUUCUGAAGAGAGACCAUUCCAGUGUGAGGAAUGCAAAGCUUUGUUCCGAACCCCAUUCUCUCUACAAAGACAUCUGUUAAUCCAUAACAGUGAGAGGACCUUCAAGUGCGAUCACUGUGAUGCUACUUUCAAAAGAAAGGACACGUUAAAUGUUCAUAUUCAAGUUGUACACGAUGGACAUAAGAAAUACAAGUGUGAUCUCUGUGACAAAGCUUUUGUGACACCCUCAGUCCUGAAGAGUCAUAAAAAAACUCACACAGGAGAAAAAGAGAAGAUUUGCCCAUACUGUGGACAGAAGUUUGCAAGCAAUGGAACACUGAGAGUUCAUAUUCGAAGCCAUACAGGUGAGCGUCCUUACCAGUGUCCUUAUUGUGACAAAGCUUUCAGUAAGAAUGAUGGAUUGAAGAUGCAUAUUCGCACCCACACAAGGGAAAAGCCAUACCAGUGUUCAGAGUGUAACAAGGCUUUCAGUCAAAAGCGAGGCCUAGAUGAGCACAUGAGAACCCACACCGGAGAGAAGCCGUUUCAGUGUGAUGUUUGUGACCUGUCCUUCAGCCUGAAGAAGAUGCUGAUCCGACACAAGCUGACUCACAACCCCAAUCGACCGAUGGCAGAAUGCCAGCUUUGCCACAAGAAGUUUACAAGAAAUGACUACCUCAAAGUGCACAUGGAAAAUGUCCAUGGUGAAACUGACAGCUAAUUACGGCGUGUGUGAGAAGAAUGGAUCUUGCGUUCCAAAGUGCUCCACUUGUAUGUGUACAAAAUCCAGACUUCUCACCUCACUAAUAAGAAUAGUCAGGAGAAACAACUGUAAUGUGUUCACAUGUUGUUUUUCUCACUUUUUUAAAUACACUAGUAGGAUAAAAACCAAAGACAGACAUUCACCCAAAGUAAAAUGUAGCUUGAAAAUAAAAAGUUGAA